AUGAGCAACUACAGCGUGUCUUUGGUCGGCCCGGCUCCUUGGGGUUUCAGACUUCAAGGGGGCAAGGAUUUCAACAUGCCCCUGGCUAUCUCUCGGCUUAACGAUGGUGGUAAGGCGGCCCGAGCACAUGUGGGAAUAGGUGAUGUGGUUCUCACCAUUGAUGGGAUAAGUACGGAUGGGAUGACUCAUCUAGAAGCACAAAACAAGAUCAAGGCAUGUACGGGCAAUUUGAACAUGACUCUGCAAAGAGUGGCUUCUGUACCAAAACCUGAUCUUAUUCAUGUACCAAAGCCCGCCGCCCACAAUGCCUCCCCGAGCGCCUCUGCUGGCGACGGCGCCCAGGAUGUAGCCGAGGGGCCGCGACGAGGAUUCAGAGAGAACCAGGGGGAGAGUAAACAGCAAAAUGGGAAAAACCCACCCAAACGCCCCCCGCGCAAGCACAUUGUGGAUACCUAUACAGAGUUCUACCACACACCCACCCACAGCGAUGCCAGCAAGAAGCGACUGAUUGAAGACACCGAAGACUGGCAUCCCCGGACAGGCACGACCCAGUCCCGCUCUUUCCGCAUCCUUGCCCAAAUCACCGGCACUGAUCGUAUGAAAGAACCGGAAAACGAACCUGCAAAGAAGACUAAGGAAAAGGUUCCCAUCCACGUCUUUAGCCCCAAAUAUACAAAAUUACGUGACUGGCACCAUGAAGUCUCAGCACGUGUUCUUAAUGUCCAGUGA
Molecule: messenger RNA, 729 nt
Organism: Charadrius vociferus (killdeer)
Lineage: Eukaryota; Metazoa; Chordata; Aves; Charadriiformes; Charadriidae
Gene: PDLIM5
Product: PDZ and LIM domain 5
Exons: 8
Coding region: 1-729 (242 amino acids)
Biological process (GO): actin cytoskeleton organization; heart development; muscle structure development
Cellular component (GO): adherens junction; stress fiber; Z disc
Molecular function (GO): muscle alpha-actinin binding; actin binding
Source: RefSeq, a predicted model, not a curated record